This is a messenger RNA of Exophiala aquamarina CBS 119918, 1269 nucleotides long. RefSeq lists its product as uncharacterized. The transcript has a single exon. The record is from RefSeq and is a predicted model, not a curated record. The coding region runs from base 1 to 1269 and encodes 422 amino acids. Lineage: Eukaryota; Fungi; Ascomycota; Eurotiomycetes; Chaetothyriales; Herpotrichiellaceae.
AUGCAGAGCUUGCAGAGCUCUCGGAUACCACAUAUUGCGCUGGCACUCAUUUCCAAACGAUCAAGUACGCGGAGAUGCUUGAACCACACGUUCCAAGCCAGCGAGAUCCGCAACCAUGUCUAUGCCAGAUCCUCGAUGCACCAUUUCGACAGACAUGCCUCGACGGCACUGAAGAGGAUGCCCCGACAGAAGCCAGUUAGAAGAGACCCAGUAGACACGACCGCGCCCCUACCGAAGCCAGUUUACCAGCCCUACACCCGACCCCUGCCACAAUUCCUUCAAAGGCUAUUCGUAUCCAAGGCCGCCUACUUCUGGGGCGCUUCCAUCAUGGGCGUGGCGUUUGGAAUAUACUGCACGAUGACCUACAUAUCAUACCGACGGGCGGUCGAGCGAGCAAAAAGCCUGGACCUACCACAAAACGCCGACGUGUCCAGCCGAUGGCUCGAUCUCUCGCGCGACUUUGACGACGAGGUGGACUUAUCCGAGCGGCUGGCGCGGCUGCACAAGAAACGCGCGGCGCUGUGUACGCAGGCGCACGGGAAUGUGCUCGAGGUCAGCUGCGGUACGGGCAGGAACAUGCGGUUUUACGAUCUGCGGCCUCUGCGGCAGCCAAGCGAUACGCGAGUCAAGAGUCUGGUGUUCAAUGAUCAGAGCGAGAUCAUGGUGUAUCAGGCGCAGAAGAAGUAUGACAAGUUGCAAGAGGCUGUGGAGCCGAUUAAUAAAUUUAAGGGACCGGUGAGGUUCAUCGUGGGAGACGGUGGUGACAGGCGCGUUAUCCGCAGGCCUGAGGGAGGGUUCGAUGUGAUCAUCCAGACAAUGGGCAUCUGUAGCAUGGCGAAUCCUGUGGAAUUCCUUAAACGUUUGGGCACCUUGGCCAGGCAGCCUGGGGAGAAGAGCGCCACAGCCGCCUCAACAGCGACUGGUAAGCAAGCAGAGGAAGCAGCUGAAGGACCGAAAGCCACAGACUACGGCUCUCCCGACGAAGAGGCGGAAGCCAGCAAGGUUUCAAUCGACAGAGGCGGAAAGAUCCUUCUACUGGAGCACGGGCGGUCGACGGUUGGGUUCGUGAACAACUUUCUAGAUGAUGUCGCCAAAGAACACGCCGACCGGUAUGGAUGCUGGUGGAACAAGGAUAUUGAGAAGGUGGUCAACGCGAGUGGACUCGUGGUCGAGAGCAUGAAUCGAUCGGCUUUUGGCACCGUCUACGAGUAUGUCCUCCGGCCGGCUCCUGCUGUCGAGCUGAAGGAACGCGGUGAGAAGAAAGCGUAA